AUGGCGGAUGCCAAAACCCUGGAUUUCGCGUACAUCGGCGGUCUCAACUUCUCCAUGGCAAUGCUCGUUGCGCCCCUUACCAACCUUGCAACACGGCGAGUUAGUGUUAAGCUACCUAUGUCUCUAGGGAUUGCUUUCUUUUGUGGUGGCUUUCUAGCUGGGUCCUUUUCCACCAAAAUCUGGCAGCUCUACCUCUUCCAAGGCGUCUUUGUUGGGUGGGGAGUGGGCCUCGUCUGGGUGCCAGCGAACGCUAUCAUCCCCCAGUGGUUCACCACCAAACGCAGCCUUGCGAACGGCAUCUGCGCCGCGGGGUCUGGUAUAGGCGGCCUGAUUAUGUGUUUCUCCACCGAGGCGAUGCUAAGCUCGCUUGGUUUGGCUUGGACUAUGCGCAUCACCGCAGUCAUCAUCGUUGUGGUCCUCGUCCCGGCGACUGUUCUGAUCCAGCCCUGCAUUACUGACGAUCAGCCGCACCAGCGCAUGUUUGAUUGGCACUUGGUCAAGCGAUAUCAGGUGCUGCUCCUGUUGGCAUGGAGUCUCGUCAUCAUGUUUGGGUACAUCACCCUCAUGUUCUCGCUCUCGGACUACACGCUCUCGAUCGGGAAAUCGCAAAGGGCUUCGGCCACCGUGGCUGCAGUGCUUAACUUGGGUUGCGCAAUCGGGCGUCCGUUCAUUGGCUUUGCGAGCGAUAGGUAUGGACGCAUUCGAGUCGCUGGCAUUAUUACGUUUGCAUGCUCGCUGCUCGUCUUCACCGUCUGGCUUCCGACCAUGAGCUUUGCGGCGCUGCUUGUCUUUGCUUUCACAGGCGGUGCUGCGCUGGGAAUCUUCUGGGUUGCCAUCGGUCCUUUGGCGGCUGAGGUUGUCGAUCUUAGAGAUGUUACUUCGUACCUGUCGUUGAGUUCGCUGACAGUUGUACUUCCUUGCUCGUGUAAGCUUGCCCUCUAG
Molecule: messenger RNA, 942 nt
Organism: Didymosphaeria variabile
Lineage: Eukaryota; Fungi; Ascomycota; Dothideomycetes; Pleosporales; Didymosphaeriaceae
Exons: 2
Coding region: 1-942 (313 amino acids)
Biological process (GO): transmembrane transport
Molecular function (GO): transmembrane transporter activity
Source: RefSeq, a predicted model, not a curated record